Larimichthys crocea (large yellow croaker) is the source of this 3970-nucleotide messenger RNA. RefSeq names its product TELO2 interacting protein 1 (gene tti1). The transcript has 14 exons. Gene Ontology annotation, cellular component: cytoplasm. Lineage: Eukaryota; Metazoa; Chordata; Actinopteri; Sciaenidae. The record is from RefSeq and is a predicted model, not a curated record. Bases 189 to 3533 code for a protein of 1114 amino acids.
AACCAUCUGUUUGAACCGACUCGUUCACGAACGACACAUCACUAGCGUCAAACAUGUGCGCGGUCGACGCAGAGUCAUGACGAUCCCUUCAGAGUGUGCGAUACCACAAGUUUAACAACAACAACAACAAUAAAACAUGUUCAUGGACUUCAUGCUGCUCACACUGCUGUGAAGUGACCCCUGCUGUCAUGCCUCCAACCAUGGCUCAGAUCAGUGAUCCAAAGAUUGCCUUCGCCUACCUGCGCCCGGCCUGCGUCCUGCUCACCCGAGAGCCCACUGUGACCAACGUGGAGACGCUGAGUGGCCAAUUAAAAGAAGUCAACGAUGCCACGUUGCAGCAGCUCCAAGAGUAUGUCCUCUUCCCUCUUCGAUUCGUCCUUAAAGUCCCCGGGCCAAAGAAAGAAAAAACGGUGCAGGCUGUGGCUGAGGCCAUGUGCCACGUCCUGGAGAACACUUGUGUCCAAAGCUGGGAGACCCUCCAUGGUCUGUUCUCAGAGCUUUGCCUCUGCCUGUGCUCUCCAGCCGAUCCUGGGAAACCUGCGGACACGUCGGAGGAGUUGAAAUUAGCUGUGCUGAGGUGCCUGGACGCGCUGUUUCACGCUGCUUAUGGUGAUAUCUUCUUUAAACUCUUUGAACCUGUCAUGCUGCCUGGACUGGGAGCUGCCAUAUCACUGCUGCUGGCUCUAGGAGAGAAGGAGAAAUCUCGAGAUAUACAGGUAGCGGCGCUGAUGUGCCUCCAAGCUUUGACUCUGCAGUGUGACUGCACUCAGGACCAUGUAGUUCCAUCCCCGGAGGAGAGAUGCACUAUAGGCAGCACCAUGGCUUCAUUCUUACCUGGGAUCACUACAGCUGUAGCCAGAAUCAUCACAGGAGAUCUGAGACAAGGCCAUACAGUCACCGUCAGAGCCAUCAAGGUUUGGUCCAGGACUGUGGCCCUCGUCUUGGAUGACACCCAGCUUCAGGCCAGUGAGCCCAAGAAGACUUCGUCAGACCUGGGGAGAAUCGGACAGCUAAUGGUCCGUCGGACGCAAGACUGGGUGAAGAGCACGGUGGGGAAACUGUCUUUGCUCCUGAAGAAGAUCAUCUCCUGCACCUCGGCUCACCAGCACUGGAAGGUUAGACUAGAGCUGGUGGAGCUGGAUGACCACCUGCUGUCCCGGUGUAGCCAGUCACUGGGGGAGUGUGUGGGGCUGCUACUGGAAGCGCUGGUGGGAGCAGUCAAUGAUGAAGAUCCCAGAGUCAGAGAGAGGUGUGAGGUCGCUCUCAGAGAGGUCUCCCAGAGGAAUCGGAGCUGUGGCAGCAGCAGUGCUCAGACAUUCACUGACGUACUUUCAGAGAAUCUUCACUCUUUGGCCACCUCCCUGCCCAGACUGAUGAGGACCUCUGAUGACCAGAAGAAGCUGUUUGUCCUCAACGUGUUUCUGGGUUAUAUAAAAGUCUUGGGACCGCUGGUCUCUGUGGUACUGAACUCUGGUGCACACCUUGAGAGGAUUUCCAGAGCCUUGAUGCAGGUGCUGGAGCUGGAUGUGAUGGAUGUCCGCAUUGUGGAGGAAAGGAGUUACGCUCCUUCCAUAGAGACGAGCUCAGGCUCUGGUUAUUCUGACGGUGCUCACAUACAGAGGAAACAUUUUCUAUAUUUCACAGACGAGAAGAUCUUAUGUGUGCUCAUGGAGAUCUGUCGGACAUUAGGUUACUAUGGCAACAUUUACCUGCUCACAGAUCACUUUCUGGAUCUGUACCAACAGUCUUCAGUGUAUAGAAAACAGGCUGCCAUGGUCCUGAACGAGAUUAUCAGGGGUGCUGCAGGCAUAGCCGUAGCAACAGAGGGUCAAGGUGUGGAGAGUCAAGUUCGGGGACAGUCCCCCACCCAGGAAGACCUUAAAGUGGCAGUAGUGUCUGUCAUGGAGGAAUACACCAGUCUGAAGAACUGGCACCUGAUUACUGUCAGCGAGGAGACGGAUAUAGAUCGACAGGACCAGCAGCUGCUCAGCCCAUCCAGGCUCCUCUCCAUAUCAAACAGUAAUUUCAGCAGCACAAAUGCAAACUCUCUCCAAGUGAUCCCUUCCUCGUUUGCCUCCACGUCUACCUCAUCGUCCUCCUCCACACUCCACCAGCUCAACAGCAACAUCUGGCAGCUGUGUAUCCAACUCGAGGGCAUCGCCUGCUUUGCUCAGGCCCUGGGGCGUGACUUUCGUUCCUUGUUGAUGACAUCACUGUACGCCGUGCUGGAGAAAGCCGGGGAGGAGACACUGCUGGUCAGCCAAGCAGCGCUGGGCUCAAUGCAGGACAUCAGUAAGGCCUGUGGCUACCCCUCGCUGAAGGAGCUGAUCAAUGAGAACUCAGACUACCUGCUCAAUGACAUAUCAGUUAACCUGCAGAGGCUGAGCCAGCAUCCACAGGCUCCACGGGUGUUGACAGUGAUGUUGACUCACUCUGACUCCAGCCUGCUGCCUCUGGUCGGGGACAUCGUUCAGGACGUGCUGAUAGCUCUGGAUCUCAGCUACGACCACACAGCUGCUCUUUUCUGCUCUGUGCUGCACGCGCUCAUGAAGGCACUGGCGCGAUGGUUUCCUCCCAGUUGUAGGAGGACCAGCGAGUCUGCCAGACCCAACCAGACCUCCACUCAGAAGGAAGUCUUCAACAUCCGUCAAUUCCUGCUUGAUCAGCGCAAACAGAAAGAACUGGCAGAGGGCAUUGGAAUAGAAGAGGAUGACAGUGAAGACUUAGAAGUCCCUCCUCCCACAGAGUGUGAGGAUGUUGAAGAUCUCGGUGGUCCUGAUGUGAAAGCAGAGCUUCCCCCUCACCUCAGCAUCACUAAGGAUGUUAUGGAGCGCUGCAUUCACCUGCUGUCCGACCCCAGCCUCAGGCUCCGACUCAAGGUAUUGGACGUGCUGGAGCUAUGUGUGCGUGUCCUGAGUGAAAAAGAAAAUGAAUUGCUGCCUAUAGUCCAUCGCUGCUGGCCCGCUCUUGUACAGAGACUGACAGCUGAUGACCCUUUAGCUGUCCUCAGAGCCUUCAGGGUUCUGUGCACACUGGGUGAAACAUGCGGCGACUUUCUGAGGAGGAGGGUUUCUAAAGAGAUUCUGCCCAAGCUGAGCUCCUCGCUGAUACGGCAAGCUCCCAUCAGUGCCAAGGCCGGACCCGUCUACACGCACACCCUGGCCUACAAACUGCAGGUGGCUGUACUGCAGGGGCUGGGGUCACUGUGCCAGAGGCUGGACCUGGCCGAGGCAGACCUGGAUGCUGUUUGUGAAGCCUGCCUGCCCUACUUGAGCUGUAGGCAACCUAUCAGACUGCAAGAGGCCAGCCAAAGCGUCUUCCGACACUUAAUCCAGGUGGAUCCGGAUGCCUUCUGGUUCACUCUGAAUGAGCUGCACUGUCCGUCCUCUUACAUCCCGCCCCACCCCGACCUCCAUCCCAUACAGCUGAGCGGCAUGGGUCGGCCAAGAGACGAGUACUCUGACAACGUGCUGAAACUGCUGAGGGAGGAGUUUGGCUCGGUCGCAGAGACAGUCGACCAGCCAGUCAGCUAAUGAGCGAGUGAUUGAUGUGAUUGACUCAUCUCUCAAUUGGACGGCUUAUUGAACCAUUGACUCGGGCGAGUCAAUUAACUGGAAAGAAAAAUCAGACAAUUGUGCCAAAAAGCAGCGAUCAGAUAUGGUUGUGAUAACCUUCAUGCUGUACACAGCUCUGAUAAGCAGCAAGGUACAAAGGGAAAAUGUCAGUGAAGCAUCUCUGCUACUGUUCACUCUUCUGCUGCAGGUGGAUCCUUUCUGACAGGUCUUCUACAUUAGGAGACAUGCAGUGACAGGAUUUUCAUUUCAUGUGAAGAGACUGACUUACACUGUGUGAAAAUGUUGUUUUCUAUUCCUUUUCAUAUUGUUUCUUUAUUUUCUUAAUCAUAUUUUAUGUUGUUUUGUUUCUCAAGAAAUACCUUCAUAAUCAAAAUAAUCACCAAAAUACAACUAUU